AUAGCAAAAGGGGAUCAAAAUAAAGAUGGUUCAUGCUCGCAGACAUUUAUGGGAGAAAUUCCAGAUAUUGAUACCAUGAUCUCAACUUUAAUCCGUUUCCCUGAAAAUAAUGAAGUUAUCCGUGAAAACGAGCCAUUCACAAUUAAAGCCGCAAUAAUCAAUUUAGAUACUGGAUUUUUCAGUGACCCCGCAACAACUUAUUAUAAAUUUCCACAAACCCUUGAUAAUAGUGGAAGAGUUCAAGGACAUUCUCACGUAACAGUUCAAAAACUCAACGGAAGAGGUGUUCCCGAUCCAAAAGUUUUUGCUUUCUUCAAAGGUUUGAAUGAAAAAGCAAAGAAUGGUAUUUUAUCAGCAGACGUAGAAAAAGGUUUACCAGCUGGAGAUUACCGUCUUUGCACCAUAACUUCUGCAUUCAGUCAUCAACCUGUUCUUAUGCCUGUUGCUCAAAGAGGCGCACAAGACGAUUGUGUAAGAUUUAAAGUU
Molecule: messenger RNA, 486 nt
Organism: Rhizophagus irregularis DAOM 181602=DAOM 197198
Lineage: Eukaryota; Fungi; Glomeromycota; Glomeromycetes; Glomerales; Glomeraceae
Source: RefSeq, a predicted model, not a curated record